AGCGGUCACCAUCAGGUGGGGAUUUCGGUUUAUAUAACCGACCUCUGUCGAUACACUUUAGUUCCAUUCUUUCUGCUGUGUUUGUGUUAUAUUUUCGCCAACAAUGAAGAGUAUUCUAUUGAUUUGCGCAAUUGGCUUGCUGGCAUUCGCAUCGGCGUCGCCAGCAAAGGGCUCCACGAAAGCCGCGUUGAAAGCCAAACCAUGCUUGAAACCCUGCCCGGAGUCAUACAUCCCCGUUUGCGGAGGUGAUGAUGUUGCCAAGCCCAUCACUUUCGGCAACGAAUGCGUCCUGACUAAUUACAAUUGUGAGCAGGACAAGCAAUUCAAAAUUCUUUCCCAGGGCGAAUGCCCCGGCGGUGCAAGCGUUCGCCUGUCGUAAUAUCACAACUAAUUAAUAUUAAGGAUUAAAUGAAGAGUUAAUGUUAGUCGUCUGAGCACAAGUCCAAAUCAUCUACUUUUUUAUAACCUGCAAACAAUAAAAGGCAUUAAAUUUAAGUACAAA
This is a messenger RNA of Dalotia coriaria, 502 nucleotides long. Its product is annotated as turripeptide Pal9.2-like. Bases 104 to 379 code for a protein of 91 amino acids. The record is from RefSeq and is a predicted model, not a curated record. Lineage: Eukaryota; Metazoa; Arthropoda; Insecta; Coleoptera; Staphylinidae. The transcript is spliced from 3 exons. Gene Ontology annotation, molecular function: protein binding.